AUGGGACGGGGCGACCCCGCAGUGUCUCGCCCGCCGCUCUUCCCCCCCCCCCCCCACGCCGGGCAGGCCGCGGGCCUGCGAGCGGCGGCGGAGCGGGCGCCAACAAAAUGGAGUCGGCCAGGCCCUGCGCCCCGGCGGUGCACCCGGGUGGCGGCGGCCCCCGUGCACCGCUCGGCACCGCUCCCGGCCCCGGUGCCCGCGGGCGGUCAGCGGGGCGGGAGGCGCGGGUCGCCGCCCGCCCCCGCCGGGCUCGGGUUACCCCCUGCCAUUGUCCGCCGCGCCCCGCGGGCCGGCCCGGCGCCCCCGCCGCGCUCCCCCCGCCGCCCUCCCGCGCACCGGCGGGCCGGGCCGUCGCCCUCCGCGAGGCUGCCGUGCAGAGCCGUGCGAGCCUUGCCGAGCCUCGCCCGCCGGGGAGCGGCGCCGGGUGCCCGCGGCCUGGUAGUCCUCGCCGGGCUCCGCCGCUCCCGGACAGCCGCGCUCCCGCCCGCCCUCCCGCCGCCGAGCGGCGCGCACCGGCCCCGCGCCCGCCCGUUCCGCCGGGACGGGCCGCCACCGCCGCCCCCCCAACCGGCCCGCGGCGGGCGGCGGCUCCGUCGCUACCUCCGAUGCGGGCCGGGGUCUCCGCCGCCAGCCGCGCGGGUCCGGGCGCCGCGCCGCGCCGCCGCCGCACCGGCACGGCUGGGCAGACACGGGGCGGGGGGCAGCCGGGGCAGCGCGGGGAUGUGGCACCGGGGCGGUGCUGCCCGGGCCGCGCGGGGGGCAGGGCCGGGCUGCCGCCCCCCGGGGUGCCGCCGCGGGGCUCGACGCGGCGCUGCCCGGGCGGACCCGCUCCCCCCGCCCGCCGCUGCCCUUUGUUUCCCCCCCCGCCGCCCGUCCCCGGCCCGGCCGUGCGGGAGCCCCCGGCCCUGCUGGCGCCGCGCUCCCCCCGCCGGGCUGGGCCCCGGAGCAGCCGCUCUGCACACCCAGACAGGGAGCGCCCGCUGCCCGGGCCUCGCUGCCCCGCAGGCGCAGUUUUUCCCCACUGAAACGCUGUCCUGGAGCGGCUGCGGGCUGGCACCCCAGCGGGGCACUGAGGACUCGCCUCCGCCCUGCCUGCGCACCUUGGCAGCCCCACUUGAGGGCACCUGGCUCCCUGGUGCCCCUAUGACUGAGCGGGGAGAGCCGGGGCCACCAUCAGGACAUGUCCCAGCCUGGUUUCCCCCUGUGAGCCCUUGGUCCGUGGGCACAUGGCACAGCACAUCCCAACGGGACGCUGGUGUGCAGGGGCUGUACCGCUUGGGCAGCAAUGUCCAGACAGCUCUGGGCACCUCAAGUCAUGUCCACAUCGCGCUGUCCCAGUGGGGCCCCGCAGCGAUCCACCUGCAGCUGUGUGGGUACCGGCGCAGGGAGGAGCAGGGCAGUGGCGGCAGGAUGCCCUCAGACGCACUUCCCAUCUGCUGUGUCACCUCUGCCCGUGCCACGGCCAGCGCCCGCAGGAAGGGCCCUGCUCCGGCCCGUCUCUUCCGGCAGAGGAACAGGGAAAUGGCACCGCGGCCGCUGCCUCCCGCUCCCGCCCGGAUGUGCGGCACAGCGGGCAGCGUGGCCGGCUCUGCCGCCGCGGGGCUUUGUCUGCGGGCUGCAGCGGGGAGCGCGGGCGGCUGCGGCCUCCCCGCUGCGGGGUUCGCCCUGAGCCCCCCACCCCGCGAUCGUGCUCACCCCCAGCCCAGCCCGGCUCCCAGUAUACGCAGGAGCUCUGCGGCCGGUGGCCACGGAGCCGCCCGGCACUGCGGGCUCCCUCUGCAGGCCCCGGUGCCCGCGCACAGCCCGCACGGUGCUCCCACGGGAACGGCCCAGUGCCCCCGCUCCCGGCGGGAAUGCGCAUCCCCGGCUCCCGCCAUGGCCGCUCCCCGCCGCCGCCGCGAUGAUGCCGAAGGGACCGCGGCCCCGCACCGGGGGCUCCCGCCCGCUCCCCCCGAGGGGGAUGAGGGCGUCACGGCCGGCCGGCGGGGAGCCCCAGACCCCAGCGCGGAGGGAGCUGUGGCCCACGCGGGUCCCGCGGGAGUCGUGGGCAGGAUGGGCUGGCUGCGAGUCGCCUCCGGCCGCGGAUGUUCACCGGGGCGAGGCCCGGGGGGAGCGCGGACCCCGGGGGCAGCACCGGGAUCCUGCACAAAGGGCCGGGGGCGGCGGCUGGAAGCCGUGGCCGUGGGGCUGGAUGACGGUCGAGAGCGUGGGCGAAAGGGUUAA
Corvus hawaiiensis (hawaiian crow) is the source of this 2223-nucleotide messenger RNA. Its product is annotated as basic proline-rich protein-like. The record is from RefSeq and is a predicted model, not a curated record. The transcript has 2 exons. The coding region runs from base 1 to 2223 and encodes 740 amino acids. NCBI's taxonomy places the organism in Eukaryota, Metazoa, Chordata, Aves, Passeriformes, Corvidae.